Penicillium arizonense is the source of this 2904-nucleotide messenger RNA. RefSeq names its product argonaute family protein. The transcript has 4 exons. The coding region runs from base 1 to 2904 and encodes 967 amino acids. Lineage: Eukaryota; Fungi; Ascomycota; Eurotiomycetes; Eurotiales; Aspergillaceae. Gene Ontology annotation, molecular function: protein binding; RNA binding. The record is from RefSeq and is a predicted model, not a curated record.
AUGUCUGGUCGCAAUUUGCCAUACCGUGAUCGCGGCGGGGAUCGUGGAGGGGACCGUGGCUCUCGCGGAGGACGUGGAUUCAGUGGUGACCGUGGUGGUCGUGGUGGUCGUGGAGGUCAACAAUCUGGUCCUUCGAAGAUGCUCCUGGCGCCCACUCAGCCACCUGAUCCGAACGCCCUCAGCUACGAGAACCAGUACAUCAAGGACACCGCAAAGGAUACCCAGAAGGACCACCAACUCGCUCGACGCCCCGGCUAUGGAACCCAAGGCAGAGCCAUGGUACUUCGGGCCAACUUCUUCGAAAUGCAAUUCAAGCCAGACCAGGAGUACCACUCUUACCGCGUGGAUAUCGCUGUGAAAAAGGAUGGCGGCAAAGACACUGGCAAGGAGGGCGGCAAGGAUGGCGACGGCUUCAAGCAUGCUGAAAAAAUCCCCAAGGCGCAUCGUCAGUUCUUGAUGGACGCGUUUUUGCAGGAACGACGCUUCCAGGAAAACAUCGGCACUGCUACAGAUGGAACCACUGAGAUCGUUCUGAACAGACAAUUGGAUGACACCUCGAGCUUCGUUCGUCGCAUUGGUGACGCUGCUGUUGCUCCUGGUGACAAACGGCCUGUUUACAAGGUCACGCCCAUCUAUCAGGGUUCAGUCAAGCCAGAUGAUUUCAAGAACUUUCUGCGGAAUCCCAAACAACGGGGCCCAGUGGAAAAUGAGGCCGUCAUUCUGCGCAUCCUCAACAUCGUCAUGAGUGCGCACCCAUACAAGGACCCCGGCAUUUACAUUUCUGGUAGAGGACGCACCAAGUUCUUCCGGAUGGGCCCAGGAAAGGAGGCCUGGCCAAUGGGUGGUGGUAUUGAGGCUGCUCGUGGCUACUUUUCCAGUGUUCGCUUUGGCACAGGCAAGUUCCUGCUGAACCUGAAUGUCAACCACGGCGCUUUCUACAAGCCCGGUCCCUUGAGUGCUCUGAUCAAGGAGUACAUGGUUGUUUAUGGUGAGGAUCGCGAGCACCUUGGACGCUACUUGAAAGGUCUCAAGAUUUAUGCCAUUCACUUGCCAAAGAGAAACGAUGCGUUCGGGAAGCCACAGUAUGCGAUCAAGUCGAUUCUCGGUGUUGCGACUCCCCAGAUGGAAAAGUCAAAGCGUCUUGCUUCUUCGCCGGGCAACGUUCAAUUCUUCAUGAACCAAGAAGGUAGACCUGGACGAUAUGUCACGGUCACCGAGUAUUUUGAGAAAACCUACAACAUGAAGAUCAGGUGCCAUGACAUGCCCGUUGUCAAUGUCGGUAACCUGGAACAUCCCUCUUAUCUGCCGCUGGAUGUCUGUGAGGUUGUUCCUGGCCAAGGCUUUGGUGGAGACCCAGCUACUUCGCAGCGUCAGGCGAUGAUCAAAGUCAGUUGCCGUAGGCCACCUGAGAACUACGAGUCAAUCACCACUGAUGGUCUCAACAUCAUGGGAAUCACCGCCGGCAAAACCGUGGAAAGAGGCAUCAAAGUCCUCCCUGAUAUGGUCACUGUCCCAGCUCGCAUCUUGAACACCCCUGUCUUAAAAUAUGGAACUCAGAAGACCACUCCCCGAUUUGGCUCUUGGAACCUGGCAAACACCAGAUUCUGCAGCGGUGCCACCAUUCCAACGCCGGCUGUUCUUUGGCUUCGGACGGGUCGAGACUUGUUCGAAACUCCCAACAUGUGUGUUCAAAAAUUCACCAAGAAGCUACGAGAACACGGCAUGAAAGUCAGCGACCCUACGAUGUAUCUGCAGGCGUCACUCUCUGGGGGGCCCGAAAGUGAGCCCAAAAAUCGGGAAGCGAUCAAGCAAUUGUUCAUUAAGUUGCUGAAUGGGAAAGUCAAGUUUGCCGUCGUUAUUCUCUCUGACGCAAACAGCAAGGUAUUCGACUGGAUCAAGUACUCGGGAGACGUCAAAACUGGCAUCAUUACCCACUGCAUGCAGGUUGACAAACUUAGCAAGGGCGACGACCAAUACCUGAGCAACAACGCUAUGAAGGUCAACCUGAAAUUUGGUGGCGCCAACCAAGUACUUGACGGAUCCCACUCCAAGUUCAUUGGACAAGGAAAGACCAUGGUCGUUGGCUUGGAUGUCACCCAUCCAACCGGCACAGAUCCCCCAAGUUGGCCCAGUGUUGCUGCCAUUGUUGCCUCAAUUGACGGUCGUAUGGCUCAAUGGCCCGGAGAAAUCAUGAUUCAAGGCCGCCGCGUGGAGCAUGUUGAAGUUCUCCAGCAGUUGAUGUACAGACGGCUGGAACUGUGGAAGACUCACAAUGGCGGCACAUUGCCUAUGAACAUCCUCGUCUACCGCGAUGGUGUUAGCGAAGGUCAAUUCGAUAUGGUCCUGAACUUUGAACUUCCAUUGAUCAAGAAGGCGUGCGCAGAGCUCUACAACAGAUCUAUGCCCUACAUCACCAUUGUCGUCUGCGGAAAACGUCACAAUGUGCGCUUCUACCCAACCGUUGAAAAGGAUCAAGAUCGGACGCAGAAUCCCAUCAAUGGAUGCGUCGUUGAUCGAGUCGUUACUCGCCCUAUCUUCUGGGACUUCUAUCUGCAAGCUCAGGCUCCUCUUCAAGGCUCCGCUCGCCCAGCUCACUACAUUGUCAUCCAUGAUGACAUCUUCAGGAAUCCCAAGACCAACCCGGAAGGCAAGCCAGCUGAUAUGAUACAAGAGCUAACUCAUAACAUCUGCUACAUGAUGGGUCGUGCCACUCGGUCUAUCAGUUACGCCACUCCUGCGUUCCUUGCGGACAAGAUGUGUGACCGGGCUCGCAAGUACAUGCUCGCUUAUUACUAUGCCUUCAUGCAACCAAGAGGGCCUGGUAGCGACGGGAAGAUGCCACCACCCCCGCCUGAUUGUGUGCAGUUGGAAAAGAGCAUUGUGUCUAAGAUGGCCUACAUCUGA